GCCUAUUCUCUAGUCCCGCCAUCCUGGGCUGCUGCUGCCGGAGUAGAAAAUCUGAGACGUGGCUCCGGGGCGAGGAGCCAUGUUGGACUUUGCUAUCUUCGCCGUGACCUUCUUGCUGGCGUUGGUGGGAGCAGUGCUCUACCUUUACCCGGCUUCCAGACAAGCUGCAGGGAUUCCAGGUAUUGCUCCGACUGAAGAAAAAGAUGGCAAUCUUCCAGAUAUCAUGACCAGCGGAAGUUUGCAUGAGUUCCUGGUUAAUCUGCAUGAGAAAUAUGGACCUGUGGUCUCUUUCUGGUUUGGCAGGCGCCUUGUGGUUAGCUUGGGCACUGUUGAGGUACUGAAACAACAUAUUAACCCUAACAGGACAUCGGACCCUUUUGGAACUGUGCUGCAGUCAUUGCUGAGGCACCAGUCGGGUGGUGGGACUGCAGACAAGCACCACCUGAGGGAGAAGCUGUGUGACCACGGUGUAAGGGAGGCUCUGCAGAAUGGCUUUGGGCUCCUGCAAAAGCUUUCAGAAGAAUUAUUAGACAAUUGGCUCACCUACCCGGAGACCCAGCAUGUCCCCCUGAGUCAGCAUAUGCUUGGUUUUGCCAUGAAGUCUGUUACACAGGUAGUAAUGGGUAGUGCAUUUGAAGAUGACCAGGAAAUUGUUCAGUUCCAGAAGAAUCAUGGCACAGUUUGGUCUGAGAUUGGAAAAGGCUUUCUAGAUGGGUCACUUGAUAAAAGUGCAACUCGGAAGAAGCAAUAUGAAGAUGCACUUACACAUUUGGAAGCUAUUUUAAAGAAAAUCAUAAAAGAACGAAAAGAAAAGAGCUUCAGUCAACAUAUUUUCAUUGACUCCUUAGUACAGGGAAACCUUAAUGACCAACAGAUCCUAGAAGACAGUAUGGUAUUUUCUCUGGCUGGUUGCAUAAUAACUGCAAAAUUGUGUACCUGGGCAGUCUGUUUUUUAACCACUUGUGAAGAAGUUCAAAAAAAGCUGUAUGAAGAGAUAGACCAGGUUUUGGGGAAGAGUCCUAUUACACCAGAGAAAAUUGAGCAGCUCAGCUACCUAAUUCGACUUAUUUCCUUUCAGACCCUGGUCCUUUAUGCCCUUGGCGUGGUACUUCAGGAUCCAAAUACUUGGCCCUCACCGUACAAAUUUGAUCCCGAUCGCUUUGAUGAUGACUCAGUAAUGAAAACGUUCUCCUUGCUUGGAUUUUCAGGCACACAGGAAUGUCCAGAGUUGAGAUUUGCAUAUAUGGUGGCCACAGUCCUUCUGAGUGUGUUGGUAAGAAGACUCUACCUCCUUCCUGUAGAGGGUCAGGUUGUGGAAACAAAGUAUGAACUGGUUACCUCCACAAAGGAGGAAGCCUGGAUCACUGUCUCAAAGAGAAGUUAAAAUUGUAUAUAUUUAAAAGUUUUGUUAAGUAGACUGAAGAAAAUGACAAUUUGGAAAACACAGGGUGGAUCUUUUUAUAAACCAAGUACCAUUUUAUAAUGUAAAUGCUUAUUGUUACUUUAAGUUUAACUUUUAUAUCUUAGAUUUUCUUAAUGUAUGAAAUGCACUUAUACUUAUUUGCACUAAUUGAUACUUUCAGUAGGGAACUUAAUUUUCUAAUUUUAAUUUUUUAUCAUUUUGUAAGCCAUUAUUUUUAUCUUUUUCUUAGUUUGAUCUCUAAAAUGAAU
This is a messenger RNA of Octodon degus (degu), 1671 nucleotides long. Its product is annotated as cytochrome P450 20A1. The transcript has 12 exons. Gene Ontology annotation, molecular function: heme binding; iron ion binding; oxidoreductase activity, acting on paired donors, with incorporation or reduction of molecular oxygen. The record is from RefSeq and is a predicted model, not a curated record. Gene Ontology annotation, cellular component: membrane. The coding region runs from base 80 to 1384 and encodes 434 amino acids. Lineage: Eukaryota; Metazoa; Chordata; Mammalia; Rodentia; Octodontidae.